AUGCCCUCGGCCGGGCGACAGAGGUCGUCAGGGCCGGCGGCGUCCGCCCCUGAGGGACAGCCGGCGCUGACGCAGAAAAUGAAAGUAUUAGUAGAAAGAAGGAGGAGUGUUCCAUCUAGUCCCCUCCAUAGAGCUCCGCAAGAACAGCCUAGAAUCAGCAUGGAAAGGCCUGCUGCUGGCAUGAACAUCUGUGCGUUUCUGUCAGCAUUUGCCUGUUCUGAUAGGACUCUGCUGAUUGACGGCCUGGUGGAGCUCAGAACAGGCCUGCAGAGGCAGGAACGCCAUCUAUUUCUCUUCAAUGAUCUGCUUAUUAUAGCCAAAAGCAAGCAUAAGAAUAAUUUGAAGUUGAAAAACAUGAUUCAAUUAUCUGACAUGUGGACAGCAAGCUGUGUCAAUGAAGUGGGAGACGGCAAGAGCAGUGCUAUGAAAUCCUUUGUCUUGGGGUGGCCCACUCAAAACUCUGUGGCCACUUUCAGUUCUUCGGAAGAAAAGGAUACAUGGCUGUCUCUCCUUCAGAGACACAUCGAUCUCGAGAAACAAAAGGACCACCUGAAGAGUAUUCCCAUCAGAAUAUUCACCGAGGACAUGGGGAAUUGUGUACAUUAUAAAACAAUCAAAGUAAAGAACACAGACAGAGCAAGUGAAGUAAUCCACAAGUUAUUGUCAGUGCUAGGGGGCUGUGAGGGAGAUUACCAGUUAUGCAUCAAUUCUGGGAAAGAAGAAGCAGUGUACCCGCUAAUUGGACAUGAAUAUCCCUAUGGGAUUAAAAUGAAGCAUCUGCGAGACAAUGCACUCCUAAAAGCAGGCUCAAAGGACUCUACCACCAUUUUCAACUCCCAAGAGGCCUUCCUGAUGGAAGAGCUGCCAGGAGAGAGGCAGUGCCGAUUCAUCUUAAAGCCCAGAGUCCUGGCUGCAGCCCAGCAAUUGAGAGAUUCACAUCAGAAGACAUCUCAAAAGAGAAGAUGUAUCAUCAAUUUGGCCUGUUGUUGGGGUUCUAGCACUGACCAGGACAACUCCCUUGUGUCACUGCCAGUAUCUCCUCCUGUGGCAGGAGAGCUCCUUGGACUUUCUUUGGAAAAUACCUCUGAGAAGGACACACAUGAGGUUGUUGAUGCCCCAUGUGUCAAUACAGGAAAGACAGUUGGCCAGGGAAGCACAAACAUGGCCUCUGUUUUAAAGUUCACUGAUGACAUCCUCAAGCAGCCUGAGGUGCAAGAUGUUUUAAACAAAAACGACUGUGACUUGGAGCAGUGUACUGAAGAAGGAGCUCAAAUAGAACAUCCACUUGAGUCCAAACUUUUUGGAGUUUCUCUGAAAAAUAUUUGUAAAAAUGACUAUCUGCCGAAACCUAUCAUGGAUACUCUUUUGUUCCUGAAUGAAAAAGGCCCUCUGAAGGAAGGCAUCUUCUUUGUACCGGCCAACACGGAAUAUUGCCGACAACUAAAAGAAAAACUUAAUUGUGGAGUACCAGUACAGCUGUACCGGGAAAAUGCCUUUGUUCUGGCAUCUAUCUUAAUGGAUUUUCUAAAAGAAAUUCCUGGAAGUAUUUUGUCAUCCGAUCUUUAUGAUGAGUGGGUCAGUGUCAUGGAUAAUGGAGAGGAUAAAGACAAAAUAAAUAAAAUUCAAAGCCUCUUAGAGAAGCUUCCAAGAGCAAAUGUCGUGCUCUUGAACUAUCUAUUUGCCUUACUGUACAAUAUUGAGAAAAAUUCUACAUCGAAUCAGAUGGAUUCAUCGAACCUGGCAGCAUGUCUGGCUCCCACAAUUCUUUGGCCUGCUACUUCCUGCGGCCCAGAACCAGAAAAUGAAUUGGCAAGAAAGGUUACGCUGCUCUUUCAAUUUAUGCUGGAGAAAUGCCAAACAGUAUUUGGAGAAGAGGUCACAUCCCUUUACGGAGAAUUUUCAGGAACACAUGACACUAGAGGAAAUUCCUCAGAUGUUUCUCACUUUGAACUGAGUGACUCCUCCUCAGUAGAGAGCCUGGAAUGUGAGGAUGACGUUUAUGCUCCAUUCUCUGAUGUGAAGGACCUUGAGCACUGGAAGACAAGCAUACAGUCUAUGCUAAUGGACAUUGAGAAUCUUGACCCAGCUGAGGUGGCAUACCUUUUAUCACUCAAUGACUUCCUCUUGGAGCAUCCUGAAUAGGGAGUUGCUCAAUGUGGUGUGCUCUUAAAGCCACACCACAUUUUCAUUCUCACAAAUAUUUUUGAGCUUGAGAACACAGGUGUUAUUAUUAUCUCUGUUUUACGGCAAGGAGAUUAAGACUCAAAGAGUUAAAGUAACUUAUCCAAGGACACUUUAAAAAUGAAUGGCAGAAUGGGGACUCUCGGGCUGGUUUUCUGACUCUGGACCUGCGAUCUCUUGAGGACAAGAUUUGUUGAAAAAGUGGAAGAAGUUCAUGUCCGUGGCUUCAGAUGGAAUUCGUUACUUCUAUACCAUAAAGUGCUGUAAAGAGGACUUCUGGCCAGCUGCUGAGACAUGUCUCUUACAGGCAAAGCAGAGUGCCUCUGGAGAGCAAAUCUACAAUGAGAGGAUCCAACGUGGGAAUCUGUGAUAUGCAUGCUAAACUCAAACUAAGGUGAUGGCGAGUGACAUUGCAUUAAAAGAAUUGUGAAUUGGGGUUUUCAAAGGCCUGCCCACAGGAGUCUAGGGCUAUUUUAUUUAUUCCCUGCUCUCCAGGGGCCCUGAUGAUUUAUUUGUUCUAAAUCAAAUUGAUUUAAAUGAAUAUGUAAUCAGUCAGAAAUAAUAUUUUUCAAUCAUUCAAUUGGCAAUUUUUCUUUUUUGGUUAAGAAUAUUGGCUAUACCUUUACAAAAAUAAUUAUCCAAGCUAAGAGAAUAGCAUUAUUACAAUCACUAUUAAAUUUUUUGUUAGUUCAUGUAGGGUAAGAGGGGAAAUAAUAGUGUAACUGGCUCCAUAAGAUAGAAAAUGCUUUUCUCAAUAAUACUUUUAGUUUCAAUGGGUUUUUAGUGUUCACAUUAUGGCUGGGGCUGGUAGCUGUUAGUAACCUCCACUGUAAGAUUUACCUCGGCCCUGGUAGCUUAGCAGCUACAGUCUCAAAAUAGGCAGAAAUUAGGCACAGAACAGUCAGAUUUGCUGAUUGGAACUUUGUAACUUUCUGUUGCACUGACACAUUCUCUUUUGAGUUUCUUUGCCAGGAAUGGUGGAACCUUCUUCAAAGCCUCACACCACCUGUUUGUUUGGAGAAAAAAAGAUAAGUAAUACUCUACCACAAACCAUGCCCACAGACCCCCUGAAUCUGUGUCCAAGGCUGAAAGAAUAAUCAAUAUUAACCCCUAGUUUAUAAUGAUACUAAAAUCCCCACCCUGGGAGGGGGUUUAUCUGCCAUUUUUUGAUCAUGGGACAUAUUUACUCACAUGAUUUCUCGCUGCACUUGCAUGCCCUGCACUCUACUCCAAACAUGCAAUGAUGCUCACACCCCACCUGCAUUAUUCAUUUCACCUCUAGAAAAAACAUGUUGGCUGAGGAGGUUCAUUUUAGGCAGUUCAUAACCCCCUCCCAGUUGACAUGCCCACUAAAAUAAAUCCUUUCCUCCUUAACAAUCCUCGCUAUCUUACUAACUGGUUUUCUGUGUGGCAGGCAACAUCGACCCCCCCUUGUGGGUUCGUUACCCACUUGGGGUCUCAUCCAGGAUCCGUUGCUCAUGGACUGGUGGCCAAGGAGUGGGGACAGACUUUAGCCUCCCUAGGAGCUGCCUGGCUGAGUUUCUGCCAGAGAUGUUUCUCACUUUGAACUGAGUGACUCCUCCUCAGUAGAGAGCCUGGAAUGUGAGGAUGACGUUUAUCCUCCAUUCCCUGAUGUGGUGAAGGACCUUGAGCACUGGAAGACAAGCAUACAGUCUAUGCUAAUGGACAUUGAGAAUCUUGACCCAGCCGAGGUGGGAUAUCUUUUAUCACUCAAUGACUUCCUCUUGGAGCAUCCUGAAUAGGGAGUUGCUCAAAUGGAUGGGCCUCUUAAAGCCACACCACAUUUUCAUUCUCACAAAUAUUUUUGAGCUUGAGAACACAGGUGUUAUUAUUAUCUCUGUUUUACGGCAAGGAGAUUAAGACUCAAAGAGUUAAAGUAACUUGUCCAAGGACACUUUAAAAAUGAAUGGCAGAAUGGGGACUCUCGGGCUGGUUUUCUGACUCUGGACCUGCGAUCUCUUGAGGACAAGAUUUGUUGAAAAAGUGGAAGAAGUUCAUGUCCGUGGCUUCAGAUGGAAUUCUGUUACUUCUAUACCUUAAAGUGCUGUAAAGAGGACUUCUGGCCAGCUGCUGAGACAUGUCUCUUACAGGCAAAGCAGAGUGCCCGCAGAGAGCAAAGCUAUGAUGAGGACAUCCAAAGUUGAAACCUAUAAUAUGCAUACUGAAAGUGAAACUAAGAAGAUGGCCAGUGACAUGGCACAGGGAGGAUACUGAAUGGGGGUUUUCAAAGGCAUGUUCACAGGGAUCAAUGCCUCUUCUGCUUAUUCCCUCCUCUCCCUGGAACCUGUUGAUUUGUUCUUAAUCAAACUGGUUGAAAGAAUAAAUAACCAGUCAGAAAUAAUGGCUUCAAUCACUCAA
Microcebus murinus (gray mouse lemur) is the source of this 4560-nucleotide messenger RNA. Lineage: Eukaryota; Metazoa; Chordata; Mammalia; Primates; Cheirogaleidae. The record is from RefSeq and is a predicted model, not a curated record.